Molecule: messenger RNA, 1149 nt
Organism: Leishmania major strain Friedlin
Lineage: Eukaryota; Euglenozoa; Kinetoplastea; Trypanosomatida; Trypanosomatidae
Exons: 1
Coding region: 1-1149 (382 amino acids)
Source: RefSeq, a predicted model, not a curated record
AUGUUCUGCCGUUCGACGGGCCGCGCAGCGGCGGUAGCGAUUUUGGCGGCCGUCCUCUGCGUGUCAGCGCUGUCAGCACCGCCAGCAGCGGCCGAGGCCGCAGUCCCCAACAGCGCCGCGCGCACGGUACCACCCUUCGAGAAGUUUUUCGCACAAUCAUUCCAGGUAAGCGUCAUGACGCAGUCGUCUGGCGUCUUCAACGCAACGCUGCGCAUGCGCGCCUCCCCUAACUUCCCGGAGAGAGUACAGGGCGAGCUGAUCCCAAUCGGCGAGGCGAAGCUCAACAGCCGGAGGCAGACUCUUCUUCCGCACUUCCAGCGCGCCCGCAGCUUAGAGGACGACAAGCUCUCCGCUCUCUCGUUUGUCAUGGCCACCGGCUUUGGCCGACCAAACCGCAAAAAGAAGGGCGGCACCGACGAGAGUGGAAGCGGUCAGUUUGCCGUCGCCGGAAAGGAGGAGCGUCCGUCGCUGCUCAUGGUGGAUCUGCACCUUCGGCACAGCGAUGCGAUGCAGGGAACGGCGAGCGUGUAUUACCUGCCGGCAGACUUGAUGGCGCUGCGUGCGCAGCGCGAAGGCAUAAAAGAGGGUAGCGCGCCGCCGUCUGCGACGGUCGAGUUUGAAUUCCGCUCCGAGUCGGACCAUAUGACCGGCAACCCACUCAGUGACGUGCAAGCCCUUGCGCACGUCUCGGGCGCCGUGGUGGCUAUACGUGGCCGAAAUGGGGCUUCGAAGUCGUCAAGCGUAGUCGGUGAGAAAGCCGAUGAUGGGUCGGCGGCUGCGACGAGGCAGGGUGGCAUAAUUUUCCGCUGGAUCACUGAGCACGAGUUCUCGGCUCAUGUGACGCUUCCGAUCACCGACAAGACGGGUGCGACGUCGACGCACAUGGAGCAAAUUUGGGUCUACGGCUACGCCACUCCCUCGAAGGGGGUGUUUGAUCGCAAGCAACGCGAGGUGCCGCUGCACAACAGGUACAUGAUGAUCGGCGUAGGCCUCCUGGGCUUUUUCGUGCAGGUUGUCUCUGGUAUUACAGAAGGUAAGAGACGCGCACGGGAGGCAGCCGAUUUGGAGGCGACGGCGCAGAGGCGAGAGAAGGCCAAGCUGGAGGCGCCGCUUCUUGAGCAGGAGCGCAACCGCACGAAAAAGAAGUAA